Megalobrama amblycephala (Wuchang bream) is the source of this 1941-nucleotide messenger RNA. Its product is annotated as gastrula zinc finger protein XlCGF57.1-like. NCBI's taxonomy places the organism in Eukaryota, Metazoa, Chordata, Actinopteri, Cypriniformes, Xenocyprididae. Bases 314 to 1582 code for a protein of 422 amino acids. The transcript has 2 exons. The record is from RefSeq and is a predicted model, not a curated record.
AUCCAUGUUAUUUUCCCUUCUCUCGACGCUUCACUCUCCAGUCCAGAUGGUGGCGGUAAUUCACAUGCGUGUGUUUGCCAACCACCAUUAAACCUCAGAGGUAGAAGAUUAGUUUCAGAAUGAUCUCUGGUGUUGUGUUGUGGUACUGGCAUAAUAUAAAGUAGAAGUGUACUAUUAGUAGAUAGAAAAAUACAUCUUGAAUCAAAUCAAUAAAUACCUGUAAUAUUCCCAUCCUCACAGACAGUAGUAAGGUUUAAAGCGAGCAGGAAUAUCAGGAGGAGCAUCAACUGAACUGAGAUCUGCUGCUGUGAAGAUGGUGUUUGUUAAAGAGGAGAGUGAGGAGGACAUGAGUGAACCAGAACCCUGGAGAAUAAAACACGAGGAACAAGGAGGUCUGGUGAAAGUGAAAGAGGAAAGAGAAGAUCUGAAUGAAGUGGAGGAGAAAUAUCAGCUUCAGAAAGAUCAUGAUGACACCGCUGAAGAAAAACCACUGAGUUGCUCCAAAACUGAAAACAGUUGCUCACAAAGCAGCAUUCAAAUAACAGAAGUCACAAGACCUUUCACCUGCUCUCAGUGUGGAAAGACUUUUAAACAAAAAGGAAGCCUUACGACUCACAUGUUACAUCAUUCUGGAAAAAGGCCUUUUACCUGUUCUCAGUGUGGAAAGAGUUUUACACAGAAAGGACACCUCAAUGAUCAUUUGGUAACUCACACUUCAGAAAAGCCUUUCACCUGCUCUCAGUGUGGAAAUACUUUUAAACAUAAAAAAAGCCUUAAAAAUCACAUGAUUAUUCAUAUUGGAAAGAGGCCUUUUACAUGCUCUCAGUGUGAAAAGACUUUUAAACAUAAAGGAAGCCUUAAGACUCACAUGAUAAUUCACACAGGAAAAAAUCCUUUUACCUGCUCCAAGUGUGGCAAGAGUUUUACACAGAAAGGACACCUUAAUGAUCAUUUGGUAACUCACACUUCAGAAAAGCCUUUUACCUGUCCUCAGUGUGAAAAGACUUUCACACGUAAAGGAAGCCUGAAGAAUCACAUGUUAAUUCAUAUUGGAAAUAGGCCUUUUACAUGCUCUCAGUGUGAAAAGAGUUUUACGUGUAAAGGACACCUCAAGAAUCACAUGCUAACUCAUGCUGAAAUAAAGCCUUUCAUCUGUUCUCUGUGUGGAAAGAGAUUUACAUGUAAAGGACAAUUUAAUGAUCAUUUGGUAAUUCACACUUCAGAAAAGCCUUUCAACUGCCCUCAGUGUGGAAACACUUUCACACGUAAAGAAAACCUUAAGAAGCACAUGUUAAUUCAUACCGGAAUAAAGCCUUUCACCUGCUCUCAGUGUGGAAAGAGUUUUACACAGAAAGGACACCUUAAGGAUCAUUUGUUAACUCACAAUUCAGAAAAGCCUUUCACCUGCUCUCAGUGUGGAAAUACUUUCACACGUAAAGGAAACCUUAAGAAUCACAUGUUAAUUCAUGCUGGAAUAAAGCCUUUCAGCUGCUGUCAAUGUGGCAAGAGUUUUACACAGAAAGCUCACCUUGAGUAUCAUUUGUUAAUUCACACUUCAGAAAAGCCUUUUACCUGCUCUUAGUGUGGAAAAACAUUCACAUCUAAAAGAAGCAUUUCACCUUCUCUCAAUGUGGAAUGACAUGAGAAUUCACACUGAAGAGAUGUCUUACACACGUCAUCUGUGUGAGAAGAGAGGAUCUCAUCUGCACUAUUCUCACUCUGCAGUAAGACCAUUUAAAGGAGCAGUAAGCAAUUUCUGAUAAACUGUUGAAUGUGGUUCGGACCAAAUGCCACAGUUUAUUUUCUUUUAUUAAUUUUUUUAUAUAGAUUAUGAAAAAAUAAUUCUAUAAUUCAAAUGAUAAACUUUCGUGACUCACUGUGAGUGCCAAGCGACGGUGUGUAAAUCUUACAGGCAAUGAAAUUAAAUCUGUGCUAAACUUA